Molecule: messenger RNA, 1861 nt
Organism: Brachypodium distachyon (stiff brome)
Lineage: Eukaryota; Viridiplantae; Streptophyta; Magnoliopsida; Poales; Poaceae
Product: tRNA pseudouridine(38/39) synthase
Exons: 17
Coding region: 83-1435 (450 amino acids)
Biological process (GO): mRNA pseudouridine synthesis; tRNA pseudouridine synthesis
Cellular component (GO): nucleus; cytoplasm
Molecular function (GO): RNA binding; pseudouridine synthase activity
Source: RefSeq, a predicted model, not a curated record
GAUCGGCGCAUAUCGACACCUAAACCGCCGACCCGCCGAAGUAAUAACGGUGCGAGGUUUAGGGCUCCGAUAAGCGGGCGCCAUGGCGGCGGGUAACGGCGAGACGGUUUCGCUGCGGACGGAGGUCGCCGCGCUCCGGCUGCGCGUACUGGAGUUGGAGAGGGAGAACCAGAGGCUCGCCCAGAUUGCCUCGAGCUGUAGCUGCGUCUCCAAGGACAAUUUUCCAUCCACUCUAGUUGCUGAUGCAAGUUUGUAUGGCUGUGAUCAAGAAGUGCAGAAUAAUGGAAAAUCACAUGAAAGUAGAACAUCAGGCCAUGAUUGCAAUGUUAAUGGGGAAGGACUUGAUGGUUUAUCUAAAAUUCAAAGCAAGCGUGCUAAUAGGGCAGGUCACCAAGUGGGGGUUGUAAGUCACUGCCAAAAGCGAUUAGUUGCUUUGAAAAUCAUGUACUUUGGUCAGAGAUUCUAUGGCUUUGCUUCAGAAGCCCACACAGAGCCAACAGUUGAGUCUGAGAUAUUUAAAGUACUUGAAAGAGCAAGACUACUGGUUGGCAGUAGGAAAGAAUCAUGCUAUUCUAGGUGUGGAAGAACUGACAAAGGUGUUUCUGCUACUGGACAGGUAAUUUCCUUAUAUUUGCGAUCGAACUUGAAAGAUCCAGGAGGGAAUGUAUUAGAUGAAAGAUCUGAGAUUGAUUAUGUGAAAGUAUUAAACAGAAUGCUUCCACGGGAUAUACGUGUAAUAGGUUGGUGUCCUGUUGCAGCAGACUUUCUUGCAAGAUUCUCCUGCCUGGGCAGGGAAUAUAAGUACCUGUUUUGGAAGGGGGGCUUGGAUGUUCCGAAAAUGCAGAAAGCUGCAUCUAAAUUCAUCGGGGAACAUGACUUCAGGAAUUUCUGUAAGAUGGAUGCAGCAAAUGUGAGUAACUACAGGCGACACAUCACAGAUUUUGACAUUUCUGCCUAUGACGAAAGGUCCAACAAUGAUGAGCUGUGGGCCAUGAAUAUCAAGGGUAGUGCUUUCCUGUGGCACCAAGUUCGCUGCAUGGUGGCUGUUCUAUUUCUAAUAGGUCAAGGCCUGGAAUCACCAUGCGUAGUCGAUUCAUUGUUGGAUAUAACCAGGACUCCCAGAAAACCUCAAUAUACAAUGGCACCAGAACUCCCAUUGAUUCUUCGAUCUUGUAAAUUUGAUAAAGUCAGUUUCAUGUCUUCAUCAGAUGCCAGUCAGGCUUUGAUUGAACAUUUGAAGGAUGAACACCAUCAGUAUAUGCUCCAAGCUGCCAUAUUUCAUGAGGCUUUGUCCUGUUUACCUUCUCCAGACCUUAAUCCAUUUGAAUCUCAUCAGAAGAAGAGAAAUCAUAUUCCUCUCAUGUCACGGCAAACAGAGCCUUCUUAUGAGGAGCGCAUAGCAAAACUCAAAGUAAGGCCAACAGUGUCUAGUUGAAUGACUGUCUUCAGUAGUCCACCGCCUUUGAAGAUCGGUGCUGCUGAUUGUUGUGGCUAUCCAGCAUGCAGGUUGAGCUCUACUUUAUUGGAACGCAUGUAUUCGAUUUGAAUAUGUGUACAUUUUGCCUAAACAUGCUGUAAAUUGUUUUCAGAAGUAGGUAGAUUAUUCUCGGUCUCACAUACUAUUGUAACAAGAUUGUCUCAAUCUGGAGUUCUUUCAUCUCUGAAGGUGAAUAUGAGAUCUAUUGAACUUGGGUUGAUGUCCACUCUUUGUAUAAUUAGCUUUGUCUAGCUCUUACUGUCAUGUGAAAGUACAAACUGGGUUUACCUGUAGUUGCACCUAAGCAACACUCCUUUUUUUCUCUCUAAAACGCGUUGUUGUUCCAAUGUUCCAAGGCAGAAUCAUUCGAUUUCUCAAGUACCA